Phragmites australis (common reed) is the source of this 1756-nucleotide messenger RNA. RefSeq lists its product as uncharacterized. The record is from RefSeq and is a predicted model, not a curated record. Gene Ontology annotation, cellular component: chloroplast. Bases 521 to 1114 code for a protein of 197 amino acids. The transcript has 2 exons. NCBI's taxonomy places the organism in Eukaryota, Viridiplantae, Streptophyta, Magnoliopsida, Poales, Poaceae.
UUUUGGUGAGUUUGGAACAAGUUUAUUUGAUGUGUUUCAGCUUCUCGGGUGGAUCUCGCAUGUUUUAGGCGAGUCUAUCAAGUAUCUUGGCUAAGUUUCACCAAGUUUCGGGGACAGAUUCGCAUAUCAUGGCGGGUUUCACUCUGUUUGAAGUGAGUUUCGAACGUUCCGUGCGAGUUUGACUCGAUUUCGAGUGAGUUUCGCGUGUUUUCAAGCUACCUCAUCACCACAGACCCACACUCCAAAAGCCCACUGACAGGUGGCUCCCAUGUCGCGCUACCCCACUUCCCAGUGUAACAAGCUAGAGUCCCCCGUUUCCGCUCACGCGCAUAGUCCAGUCCCUCCAUGGCGCGAGCAGCCUCGGUCUCUCCUCCUCCGACGCCUCAUUACCUCGUAACCACCACCGGAAUCAACCGAUCCAAAGCUCCAAGCUCAAUCCAAUCCACAAGGGCGUCCCAAUGGCCAUGGCGGCCUCGCUUCUAGUCGCUGCUGCGUCCUCGCGCCCACUGACACCACGGAGAUGGAGGCCUUUUCUUGCGGCACAUCCACGACCGAAUCCGCCUCCCGUCCUGCGCCUGAGGGCGCCCGCUUUUCCUCUCCUGACCUCUCCCAUCCCCGCAAUUUUGUGCGGGCGCUGCCGUUACGAGGACCCGGUGUGCGGCGCCGGUAUUACUUAUUAGGUGGCGUCAAGGUGGGGUUCACGGAGCGGGAGGCGCCCGAUUGGGAUGUCCUGAAGCGGGUGGCGGUGCUAUUCGCGCUGGGCUGCUGCGCCUGCUCCUGCGCCGCCGUGCUCGGCUGCGGUGCGGCCCGGGCGGCGGCGGAGGGCUCGAUCAGUGCGUCCGGGUUCGGGCUGCGGGUGGCGGCGUCGCUGCGGAGGCUCGGGUGGCCCGACGACGCCGUCGUGUUCGCUCUGGCGCCGCUGCCGGUGAUCGAGCUGCGGGGGGCGAUCCCGCUCGGGAACAUGGUGCCUGCGCCAUUCAUCAUCCUCUACCUGAAAAAACUUGCGACUUUUCUGUCCCGAAGAAGUGCCUCUGCAACAGACUUAUGGACCUCCUCUUUGAGCGGGCGUGACGGAAGGCUGCUCCUGUUGAGGAAUUCCAAUGGCUUGGUUUGAUGUUGUUUGUUGCCGUUCCGUUUCCAGGCACAGGAGCAAGGACAGGAGCGAUCAUUGCGUCUGUCAGCAUGUCGUUUUGGUCAGGUUUCUCAGCAAAUUUUGUGGGAGUCGUCCUAGCAGGGCUGCUGGUAAACUUGCUCAUGAACCUCCUCUUGGUCUGAAGGAUGCAAUUAAUCACUGGAGUAGUUAUGUUCUUUAUAUCAACAAUCAUGUGGAGUGUCCUUCGAUCUCUCAAGAAAUCAGUGAAUGCCAAACGAUGUAAUGACUCUCCAUCAAAUUGUUUCUAAUGCCUUCAGAAUUUCACUUUCAAGAGUUGACUCUUGUGUGGGAAGUGCAGUUGUAAAAUACUCACCUCUUUUCUUCUUCUUUUUUUGCUUGUUUAUGCAGAAUAAACUCUCAUCUUAUAUAGUCUUCGCAGUUGUUCAUCCAGUGAUUUCAGUACUUAGUCCUGAUGUUUCACAUGACUCCUUCAGUAAUUCAGUUUAUAAAACAGCAGAUUAUACUAUAGUGGAGUAAUUGUAGGAGUGCUACAACAUUUUCAGUCAGGCUUCUUUUUGUUUCCUGUUGGAUCUCUGCUGAAAAUUACAUUGAAGUUAAGCGCUUGUGCAUAAAUGAGGCUUGAAAGGUCCUGCGAAGCUGCAA